UUGCCUGGAAGUGUGGGGUGAGAGCUUCUCCUAGGACACCCCUUCCCUUUGGGGUAAAGAAUUGCAACCACCUCAGGCUCUACCGAGGAGAGAACCUUUUCUCCUUCCUCAUCAACGCCCCUCUGGGGGCAGAGAGUGCCUCCACCUGCAUCCCCACCCGCCUGGCCCCAGGGACCACUGGCUGAAGUGAUCAAGCUGAGAUGACAGUCAAGCUGGAUUUUGAGGAGUGUCUUAAGGACUCACCCCGCUUCCGAGCCUCUAUUGAGCUGGUGGAAGCCGAAGUGUCAGAAUUGGAGACCCGUCUGGAAAAGCUCCUCAAGCUGGGUAAUGGCCUCCUGGAAAGUGGGCGUCAUUACCUUACUGCCGGCCGCGCCUUCGUUGUUGGCAUUUGUGAUCUGGCCCGCCUGGGUCCACCAGAGCCCAUGAUGGCGGAAUGCCUGGACAAAUUCACUCAGAGCCUGAGCCACAAGCUGGACAGCCACUCGGAGCUUCUAGAUGCCACCCAGCAUAUGCUGCAGCAGCAAAUCCAAACCCUGGUCAAGGAAGGUCUCCGGGGUUUCCGAGAGGCUCGUCGGGAUUUCUGGCGAGGUGCUGAGAGUCUGGAGGCUGCUCUUACCCACAAUGCAGAGGUCCCCCGGCGCCGGGUCCAGGAGGCAGAAGAGGCAGUAGCUGCUCUGAAGACGGCUCGAGCUGGGUACCGGGGACGGGCACUGGAUUAUGCCCUGCAGAUCAACGUGAUUGAGGACAAGAGGAAGUUUGAUAUCAUGGAAUUCGGUGCUGCGUUGGUGGAGGCCCAGGCUACACAUUUUCAGCAGGGCCACGAGGAGCUGAGCCAGCUGGCCCAGUAUCGCAAGGAGCUGGGUGCCCAGUUGCACCAGCUGGUCUUGAAUUCAGCCAGAGAGAAGAGGGACAUGGAGCAAAGACACGUACUGCUUAAACAGAAGGAACUAGGUGGGGAAGAGCCAGAGCCAAGCCUAAAGGAGGGGCCUGGUGGCUUGGUCAUGGAGGGCCAUCUCUUCAAACGGGCCAGCAAUGCAUUCAAAACCUGGAGCAGACGCUGGUUUACUAUUCAGAGCAACCAACUGGUUUAUCAGAAGAAAUACAAGGACCCUGUGACCGUGGUGGUAGAAGACCUGCGUCUCUGCACAGUGAAGCUCUGCCCUGACUCAGAAAGGCGGUUCUGCUUUGAGGUGGUAUCCCCCAGCAAGUCCUGCCUCCUACAGGCUGACUCGGAGCGCCUCCUACAGCUGUGGAUCAGUGCUGUGCAGAGCAGCAUUGCCACGGCCUUCAGCCAGGCUCACCUUGAUGAUAGCCCCCGGGGUCCAGGCCAGGGCUCAGGACACCUGGUCAUCGGUUCUGCUGCCACCCUGGGCUCUGGUGGGAUGACCAGGGGAAGGGAACCUGGCGGAGUGGGGCAUGUGGCAGCCCAGGUGCAGAGUGUGGACGGCAAUGCCCAGUGUUGUGACUGCCGGGAACCAGCCCCUGAGUGGGCCAGCAUCAACCUUGGUGUCACCCUCUGCAUUCAGUGCUCCGGCAUCCACAGGAGCCUUGGAGUUCAUUUCUCCAAAGUACGGUCUCUGACACUUGACUCGUGGGAGCCAGAACUAGUGAAGCUUAUGUGUGAGCUGGGAAACGUAGUCAUCAACCAGAUCUAUGAGGCCCGUGUGGAAGCCAUGGCCGUGAAGAAGCCAGGGCCCAGCUGCUCCCGGCAGGAGAAGGAGGCCUGGAUUCAUGCCAAAUAUGUGGAGAAGAAGUUCCUGACCAAGCUUCCUGAGAUUCGAGGGCGAAGAGGUGGCCGAGGGCCCCCAAGGGGACAGCCUCCUGCCCCCAAGCCUUCCAUUAAGCCCCGGCCAGGGAGCUUCAGAUCCAAGAAAGACGCACCCUCUGAUGACCUGGUUAGCCUGCACCCUGGGGCCCUGCUGUUUCGAGCUGCUGGGCAUCCUCCAUCCCUCCCCACCAUGGCUGAUGCCCUUGCCCACGGAGCUGAUGUCAACUGGGUCAACACGAGUCGGGAGAAUGCCACGCCACUGAUCCAGGCCACAGCUGCUAAUUCUCUUCUGGCCUGUGAGUUUCUCCUGCAGAACGGGGCAAAUGUGAACCAAGCAGACAGCCAUGGCCGGGGGCCGCUCCACCACGCAACCAUCCUUGGCCACACAGGACUGGCCUGCCUGUUCUUGAAACGGGGAGCUGACCUGGGAGCACAGGACUCUGAAGGCAGGGACCCUCUGACCAUUGCCAUGGAAACAGCCAAUGCUGACAUCGUUACCCUGCUCCGAUUGGCAAAGAUGAGGGAGGUCGAAGCUGCCCAGGGCCAGGCAGGAGACGAGACAUAUCUGGACAUCUUCCGUGACUUCUCCCUCAUGGCAUCUGACGACCCAGAGAAGCUGAGCCGGCGUAGUUACGACCUCCACACGCUUUGAUUCCAGGCCUUUGAGGUCCUGCGUCCCGCACCCUUCCUAACCCACCAGCCUGUGGCCAUUAAAAGCUUUGUGCUUUGCUCUUCC
This is a messenger RNA of Phyllostomus discolor (pale spear-nosed bat), 2504 nucleotides long. RefSeq names its product ArfGAP with coiled-coil, ankyrin repeat and PH domains 1 (gene ACAP1). Gene Ontology annotation, molecular function: GTPase activator activity; protein binding. Lineage: Eukaryota; Metazoa; Chordata; Mammalia; Chiroptera; Phyllostomidae. The record is from RefSeq and is a predicted model, not a curated record. Gene Ontology annotation, cellular component: cytoplasm.